CCGCCCACCACCGGGAUGUCCUUCAGCAAGACCGGUGGCCGGCUGCGGCUGCGGGUGCCGUGGCCGCCGUGCCACCGUGGACACCAGCCGCCACAGCGGGAGGCUCGCUUCCGAAGGAUGGGUGACCACAGCUGGAUGCAGGUGACAUGUGAGAUGGUGACGAACCAGGAUGACUCAGUGACCUGCGCCCUGGGGAGGGAAGGCGCCUUCGAGGUCCAGCUCCGGCACAAGUCCCCCCACUGGAGCAGCUACUGGAGUGACUGGAGCAGCUCCAUCUUUGUUCCCGAAGAAAUCCUGGCGAGCCCAGUGCUGAGCUACCAGCUGGGAAAACUGGGGAGAGAUGGGCAGCGGGUGCUGAGGCUGGGCUGGCAGCGAGCCCCCGUGGAGCAGGGGGAUGUCACCUACACGCUGCGUGCCCACAUGCUGGCAUGUCGCUGCACCGAGCCAGCCGACGAGGACACGGUGGAGCUGGGGACGGAGGUGACGGCACACAACCUCACCCUCUCCGGGGGCGAGUAUGAAAUCCUGCUGACGGCAUCCAAUGCCGCCGGGCCGGGGCCAGCGCGGCAGCUCCGUGUGCCACCGGAGCAGAGCGCAGGUACCUGCCCUGCGGAAGGACUGAGCUCCCUGGCAGUCUCGAGGGACCUAUUUUCCCAGCCAUCCCUCACACCCCCACAUUUCAUCCCAGAUCUCGGCUUCAAGAACGUCACCGUGGCUGGCAGCACCAUGUUGGCAUGGUGGGAAGCACAGAGCCCUGGCUCCAUCUACUGCUUCGAGCAGCAGCAGCUGCCAGAAGCCCCGAAACAGGGCGUUUGCAUCCGACGGGAUUUCCCUGCCAAGAGCAUCCACGUGGAGAGAGGAGCACUGGAAGCACCGGCGUGUUACCGCCUCGCUGUGCACAGCUGGGCCCGGCCACAGCGCUGGUCCACCUUUGCCCUGCAGCACUACUACGCCAGCAAGGCCUCGCUGGCCGUGCCCAUCCGCAUCAACACCAGCGCCGGGGAUGCUGCCGUUGUCUGGUGGAGCCCGUCCCCCCGCGCCGCCUGUCCCGGGGCGCUGGCCAAGUAUCUCAUCUGCCACGCGGCCGAGGGGGACAAUGUGACCUACAGCGAAGCGGACGCCGCGGCGUCGCAGUACACCCUCCAAAACCUACAGCCCAGCACAGCCUACAGGGUGGGUGUUUGGGAGGUGACAGCAGAGAGCAGGGGGACCUGCAGCCCUUGGUGGCACUUUCAGACCAAGGCUCUGGGUUCCCAGGGACCAGCGUGGAAAUCCAACCUGAAGUACCUGGGCCUCUUGCUCAGUCUCCCCGCCAUAGCUGCUGUCUACCAGCUGAGCAAAAAAAGGGCUCGACGCCUCCUCUUCCCACCCCUGCCCAAGCCCAUGGGCAGCAAAGCCAUCCAGUUCUCUGCAGGCGAAAUGAGCCAGGGACACCACUGGCCGGGCUUCGUGGAGCCCUCAGAGAGGUUCAGCGCAGCCGAGCUGCUGCUAACGAAGCUGAAUCCCGGCAAGGAGCCGACCGACGCCGGCACACGGCCCAGCACGCCGCAGCCCAGCCCCACGGCUGAAGAACCCAUGGUCGUGUGCCCACCGGGCUGCGAGAAGGAGCUGCCGUUCGCCUACCAGAGGCAGGAGGUGCUGAGCCCGGUUGGAUUUCCACCAGCUGGCAGCAAAGAGGAGAAGAAGAAAAAGGAGGAGGAGGAGGAGCAGGGAAGGCAGGGGCUGCACCAGCUGCUGGUCCCCAUCGCUCUGCUCAUCUCUGACAAACCUGUCAUCAUCAGGGACUCGGAAGGCUGGGACUCAUCGCUGGAGAAGUCGGUGCCGUAGCCAGCGCCAGGCUGGGGCAGCGGGGAUGGAUGGCGGGAGGGGGACGAGGCAGGGUCCCAUGGGAUGCUGAGCAGGCAUGCAGGAUGCUGAGCACCCAUCCCACGGGGUCGUGGUCCCACCGGCACUUUCAGGGAGAUUUCUGGUUUCCAGGACAAGGAAGGUGAUGCCUCCAGAUGCAGCAUCGUAUGGGGCUAGGAUCUGGCCAUGUGCUUCCCAGCCUUGAUCUUUCAUCGGUAAUAAAUAACGAGGGAAGGUGGUUGCGGAGUCUGGCAGGGGCUGAGGGUAGUCCCUUGGCCAGGUUGGGAGGAGAGGCAGAGCUUCAUCCCAGCCAGCUGCCUCCUGCCACAGCUGGGGCCAGCAUCGCCCCAGCCCCUGCAAGACGGGGGCAUAAACAGCCCUAGCACCAAACACCGGCUACUUCAAAAAAAUUAAAAAUAUGCAAAAACAAAUAAAUAUGCAAGAUUUAAAAAUAUGCAAGAUUUAAAAAAAUUAAAAAUAAAUGCAACAAUAGAAAUAUGCAAAAAUUAAAAAAUUGAAAAUAAAUGCAUGAAGCAGC
Phalacrocorax carbo (great cormorant) is the source of this 2383-nucleotide messenger RNA. The record is from RefSeq and is a predicted model, not a curated record. NCBI's taxonomy places the organism in Eukaryota, Metazoa, Chordata, Aves, Suliformes, Phalacrocoracidae.